AUGAAAAAGAAACUCGAAAGUGAUAUUAACGAGCUUGAGAUUGCAUUAGAUCAUGCCAACAAAGCCAAUGCAGAGGCCCAGAAGAACAUCAAGAAAUACCAAGUUCAACUCAAAGAGCUGCAACAAGCAUUGGAAGAAGAACAAAGAGCACGUGAUGAAGUUCGUGAGCAGUAUGCCAUGUCUGAAAGGAGAUGCAACGCCAUGCAUGGAGAACUUGAAGAGAGCAGGCAGCUUUUGGAACAGGCUGACCGCGCUCGCCGUGCUGCCGAUAGUGAACUUGCAGAGUUGCACGAGAAUGUCAACGAGUUGUCUGCCCAGAACUCUUCUCUUUCCAUGGCUAAGAGGAAGUUGGAAGGUGAGAUGCAAGCCCUGCACGCUGAUCUUGAUGAAAUGUUGAAUGAAGCCAAAUCCUCAGAGGAGAAGGCUAAAAAGGCUAUGGUUGAUGCUGCUCGUCUUGCUGAUGAACUCAGAGCCGAACAAGAGCAUGCUCAACAGCAAGAGAAGAUGCGAAAGGCUAUGGAAGCCCAGAUCAAGGAACUCCAGGUCAGGUUAGAUGAAGCUGAAGCAGCUGCAUUGAAGGGAGGCAAAAAGAUUAUCCAGAAGCUCGAACAGAAGGUUCGAGAACUCGAAACAGAGUUGGACAAUGAACAACGUCGUCAUUCUGAGGCAGCCAAGAAUGUCAGGAAAUCUGAGCGUCGUGUGAAGGAACUGCAAUUCCAGGCCGAUGAGGACCGCAAGAACCAUGAACGCAUGCAGGACCUCGUCGACAAACUCCAGCAGAAGAUCAAGACAUAUAAGAGGCAGAUUGAGGAGGCCGAAGAGAUUGCUGCCUUGAACUUAGCUAAAUUCCGC
Drosophila navojoa is the source of this 852-nucleotide messenger RNA. Its product is annotated as myosin heavy chain, muscle-like. The record is from RefSeq and is a predicted model, not a curated record. Lineage: Eukaryota; Metazoa; Arthropoda; Insecta; Diptera; Drosophilidae.